CUACCCUGGCAAAAGGUGAAUGCCCCAGUGACCCGCCGUGAAAUUAAUCCGAUUUUCAGGAAACCCUGGCACCUUCCUCAAUCUUACACCAUCCAUUUUAUUGGAACUCGUAUUAAAGGUGUUAAAUAAGAAAGGAGAUGCAAUAAUCCACACUCCUGGAGCAUUAAAUCCCGGGAGGCCAAAAUAAUUACAUUUGAUAUCAGAGCUUCAUACACUCUUUGUUUCUUUGGUUCCUGGAAUUGAUAGAACCCAAAAAAUCAAGGAGAAACUUAUCUUCCAGAGACGAGGUGGAAACUUAUACCCACCAGAAAAUCUUCAGAAGUAAAUAUUGGGCUAUCUGAUGUGUAGGGUUUUAGAGGUAAUAAUGCUACUUUAUUUUGUUUGCCAGCACAAGAAGCAUCGGAACGGAGCGUCAUAACUGACUGUCGCGAUCAUUACGGUAUCAAUUUAGACUCACUGGAUCCUUCUCCAGGCACGUUUCUCAGGAAUCCACGCUACGUCGACGUCGGGAUAUAUAGUUCCUUUUUAUUAGAUUAAACCAACUGCUCUCAGUUAAAUCAAUACAGAAUUCGAAAGUGAGGUAAGACGACCGUCGGCACAGAGGAAGGAAAAUCUCCGUAAACCCGGGCGUAAAAUUGGCCAGGAAGCUUUUCCAAUUAGAGGAACAAUUACUAAGUCGAUAUUAAUAAAAAUCUGCUCAGUCAUUAGGUCUGGAGCGCUAACAAACUAUUGGAGUACAAGCGAGGUAUAAUUUUAGCUUAAUGGAAUCGUUCAGUUACCGGUGAACAUAUAUUGGAGAGAAACUGAAGAAAAAUACCACUGAAAAGAAAAGUUAGGUUAAUGAUAAUGUCAUUUAGAAAAGGGACGGGUUCCAUUGUGUGAAGUACCAAGCAUUGAAUCAAGAACCUAAAGUGGUCUACUGAAAUUAUACAUUGGCUUUCAAGUGAAAAGAAAAUGAAGUAUGUUUGUUUUGUGAGACUUCAUUGAAUUUAAGUUCCUUGAUAUAAAUAACUUCACAUGAUAUUUUCCUAUACCACAAGUUUCUCCAGACCUAAGAACUCGGAUUUUCUGUUUGUGGCCAGCUAAUGAUGUUGAUGACGGAAUGUCCAACGACUCUUUUAUCCCUAACUGUACCGCUGAGUUAGCAGACAAGGCCGGGCCGCCGCCCCACUAUAUCAGGGAGACCCGCACUCUGAUUGGACUGUUACUGUCUCUGUUCCCGGUGCUCACUCUGAUCGGCAAUGUGCUGGUCAUCGUGGCCGUCUUUACCCACCAACGCCUGCGCACCAUCACUAACGUCUUUGUCGUAUCGCUGUCAGUGGCCGACGCUCUGGUGGCCAUCUUGGUAAUGCCGUUUGCCGUGUACCUCCAAAUUAAUAACAACAAGUGGAAUUUAGGACCGACUGUGUGUACAAUUUACACUUGUUUUGAUGUCAUGUCUACUACCUCUUCUAUCAUGCAUUUGUCGUGUUUGGCCGUCGAUCGGUACUUAGCCAUAUGUCGGCCAUUCCUUCACGAGAGACUCAACAAUAAGAUUGUAGCAAGCAUGGUUGCCUCAUGUUGGAUACUUCCAGCGAUAAUAGCUUAUAUUCCAAUUCUAAAGCAGUGGAACCAUAUAGGGAUAGAGGACUACAUAUAUUGUUUAGGAGAUUCUGUGUGCCAGCUUAUCGUUAAUAUACCAUUUGCUGUCAUAUGUUCCACAAUAGCUUUCUACAUUCCGGCCGUGUUUUUGAUCAUUUCCAAUGUGAAAAUCUAUCUUGCGGCAAGAAAACAAGCACAGCAUAUUCGCAGCCUGGAAGCUUCGGUUCAUUGUAAAAGGAGGAAUAGUAAAUUCAAGCACGAAGCCAAAGCGGCCAAAACCAUAGGAAUUAUUAUGGGUUGUUUCUGUGUGUGCUGGUUUCCAUUUUUCAUUAUGAACAUCAUAGACCCUAUCAUAGGCUAUAAGAUAGAGUAUGUGCCGUGGACUGUUGCAUUGUGGUUAGGCUAUCUUAAUUCUAUGUUAAAUCCAUUUUUGUACUAUAAUUUCAAUAAGUCUUUCAAGAUGGCAUUUCGUCGUCUAUUAACGUGUAAACUGUGUCGGGGUGUGAGUGAGUUUGAGGACGAAAUGCCUGUCAGUCAAUCGGAGAUGAUGUUAGCAAACCAGUCUCUUCACCAUAUCAACCAUUCUGGAAAUGGAGUUAGUAAUUUGCCGACUGAACUUUCUCAUCUCAAUGCAAUAUGACGUGUUGUUAUGAUAUUAGGAUUGUGUAUUCCGUUAUGUCAUAUUUAUGACAUUGAAAACAAGUCCAAAAACGCAGUGCAAAAAGGUCAAGAGAACUCUCAGUUGAAGCCUUUCCAGGUGGGACAACUCCAAAAUGCCGACUGGAGAAGAUUCCUGAAUGUUUUAAUGCGUUAAAAUGUGAGCGCUCGGAAUCACUCAGAGUCAAGUCCAGCGCAAAACAAUUUAUUCAUCCUUUUAUAUCUGCUGGUUAUUAUUUGUUUUUAAGUUUUUAUUUAUAUUUUGUUAACAAUGAUUUGAUUUUUGUUGACGAAGUUUAAAUUUUGAGUGAUAGUUACUGCCUUGCAGGUAACACUGACUAAAACAGCUUCCUGUUCUUAUUAUAUUUACUUUUAAUGCAGCCUAUUGCAACACUAACCGUCCUCAUUCUUUAAUAAUUUUGUCAAUGCUAGAUAUUAAAGCUGCUCUUAAGUAAAAAAAAAAUCCUACUAUUAACUUGUUAAGUUUUUUUUAUUUAUAUUUUUUCCUCAUGAAACCCAGUGAAUAAAAUAAAAAGUGUCACAAUGAA
Messenger RNA from Saccostrea cuccullata (small rock oyster), 2786 nucleotides. RefSeq names its product 5-hydroxytryptamine receptor 4-like. Gene Ontology annotation, cellular component: plasma membrane; dendrite. Bases 1103 to 2221 code for a protein of 372 amino acids. The record is from RefSeq and is a predicted model, not a curated record. Gene Ontology annotation, biological process: G protein-coupled receptor signaling pathway, coupled to cyclic nucleotide second messenger; chemical synaptic transmission. The transcript is spliced from 3 exons. Gene Ontology annotation, molecular function: neurotransmitter receptor activity; G protein-coupled serotonin receptor activity. NCBI's taxonomy places the organism in Eukaryota, Metazoa, Mollusca, Bivalvia, Ostreida, Ostreidae.